AUGACCAAGAUAGGCCCGACCAGCUCCGGUUAUCCUGCACAUGCUCUGUUCCCUAACCUUCGUCUUGGCGAAUCAGAUGCUCCGUCUCCGUACUGGCUCGGUCUGAUCGACCCUGGAGACAGCUCGCCGGUGAACGCAACCCAAGAAACGCAUUUUUUGCUUUUUGCACCGUUCUGCAUUCGUAUCCGCCAAAGUUCCACGUACCCCGACCGACCCGACUGUCUCUGGCGGAUGCCCGGCCAGACGAGCCUCACCGCCGACUCCAAGACUGGUCUACAGCAGCAUCCUAGCAAGAAGCCAGGUCCUUGUCGUAAUCUCGACAACUCAAUGGGUCCCUGGAGCGCCGGAAUACCUCCCGUGCCAAGCAGUGGAGUGCCCGAACCGUACGAGCCUUCCAGCUGA
Molecule: messenger RNA, 402 nt
Organism: Colletotrichum costaricense
Lineage: Eukaryota; Fungi; Ascomycota; Sordariomycetes; Glomerellales; Glomerellaceae
Exons: 3
Coding region: 1-402 (133 amino acids)
Source: RefSeq, a predicted model, not a curated record